AUGCCUCCUACUCCGUCAACCAAACCAAAUCCGUCUGAGUCGGAACAAUCGGAUGGGACGGGUUCUAAUCGUUUUCUUUUCUCAGUCAUCAUGAAUGGUCUAUACAAGGAGCCUGGAACACUGGCCGCCAUCACUGGACGACCAGAGGAGGAGCUCAGGAACUGGGCUAGCGUUGAAAGAGCCAUCACAAUGCGAAUUCCUGUGCUGCCUCUUCAGAACUUCUCGAAUGGGCUCGUCUUUGAUAGAGACAGGGCCGAAUCUGGAAAGGCCAUCUUUGUUAGGCCGCUUCAGCUCGCCGCCGUCUAUGGUCGCAUCGAUCUCCUCGCCAUCCUCCUCAAAUUUUCAGACGUCGACGAACUUCCCGAAUACUCCGGCCUGACGGCCCUAUUCCUCUCGCUAUGGUUUCGCCAUCUUGAAAUGGCAGAUGUCCUAUUCAGACAGGGGGCGCACCCCAGCAGCUGCAGCGGCGUCAACGCUCUUCACGCUGCGGCAGGGAGAGGCUUGAUCAGGGAAACCACCAGAAUAAUUGAUGAGUAUCAUGUUGAGCCGGACGUCGAAGACACUGAAGGAGCCACGCCAACUAUUUACGCCUUGGCCCUACCGUUGGAGCAGGCUAUAGAAAUAAUUGACCUCCUUCGAGACAAGGGUGCGAGAUCUGACCUGGCAUUCGGUACUGAAGGAUGGACUUAUGUGGAGCUUGCCAGGGCAAUGGGUAGAGAGCGCCUUGCGCUGUACUUGGAAGAUGAUAGAGAAUCAACAAUAGGGCCCGAACAAACAUCAGAUAUAGCCAUCGCACCAUGA
Messenger RNA from Fusarium vanettenii 77-13-4, 801 nucleotides. RefSeq lists its product as uncharacterized. NCBI's taxonomy places the organism in Eukaryota, Fungi, Ascomycota, Sordariomycetes, Hypocreales, Nectriaceae. The transcript has a single exon. Gene Ontology annotation, molecular function: protein binding. Bases 1 to 801 code for a protein of 266 amino acids. The record is from RefSeq and is a predicted model, not a curated record.